Molecule: messenger RNA, 1540 nt
Organism: Daucus carota subsp. sativus
Lineage: Eukaryota; Viridiplantae; Streptophyta; Magnoliopsida; Apiales; Apiaceae
Product: transcription factor bHLH128
Exons: 6
Coding region: 151-1158 (335 amino acids)
Biological process (GO): regulation of transcription by RNA polymerase II
Cellular component (GO): nucleus
Molecular function (GO): DNA-binding transcription factor activity, RNA polymerase II-specific; RNA polymerase II cis-regulatory region sequence-specific DNA binding; protein dimerization activity
Source: RefSeq, a predicted model, not a curated record
AAUAUAAGUAAACAAAAAUGCACUAGACAAUUACUACAAGAGAAAGUCACGUGGCUUGCUUGAGAUGUGCCCCUGCUUUCCUAUAGCAAGCAAAACCAGCAACUCGCAUUCGUAGCAAAACUACUUAUAAGUUAUAAUUACUAUUGCAGCAUGUAUCCACCACCGUCUUCCUCAACAUCAUCAUCAUCUUCUCAGCAGAGCUUGGGUGAAUCCAACCGCCUCAACAAGGGACUCGGUCUCAACCGCUACGACUCGGCUCCGGGAUCGUUCUUAGCCGCGGUUGAUUCUGUCAUCGGACAAGCACGAAGCAAACAAGUCUCGCCGCAGCCUUACUUUUCUGCUGGUUCGAAUGGGAGCAACGCGCCUGAUCAUAAUCUGUCGAUCAAUGGAUUGCAGAGAUCGUAUGGAUCCUCGCCGUCUUCGUCGAACGGAGGAAUUCCGUUGAUUCGUCAUAGUAGCUUGCCUGCUGCCUUUUUGAACCGCGUGCCUUCGGCGGCUGCUGACAACGGUUUUUCAGUAACCAGGGGAAUGGGAAGCUAUAAUCCUCAUGGGGGCACAGAUAAUGCAAGUGGGAUACAAAGGCUAAACUCUCAAUUGAGCUUCACUAGACCAGAUUCUCUUUCUCAGAUAACUGAAGAAAGUGAGGAUGUUGACGAUGACAUCCACGGAGAAGGGCAUAGGAAAGCUACUCAUUCUUUCGCCACGGCCAGUUUUGGGAUGGGAACAUGGGACAAUUCAAGCAAUAUAACAUUUUCAGGAGGACGAGGAAAACGAGCUAAAAAUGAUAAUGGUGGUGGUCUAAACAUCACGGAAUCACAGUUCCAGUUUGGCUUGUCAGAGAUGGCUUUAGAUAUGGCUUCAAUGGAACAUAUGAUGGAUAUUCCUCAGGACUCUGUACCUUGCAAAGCUCGAGCAAAGCGUGGUUGUGCUACACACCCUAGGAGCAUUGCUGAAAGGGAAAGAAGAACGCGAAUAAGUGGGAAAUUGAAGAAGCUGCAAGAUCUUGUUCCUAACAUGGACAAGCAAACUAGCUAUGCCGACAUGCUAGAUUUAGCUGUUCAACAUAUUAAAGGUCUUCAGACACAAGUUCAGAAGCUUAACACAGACCUUGAACACUGCACUUGCGGAUGCAAGCAAAAUGCACCAUGCAACCAAUAAUGAAAACUGAAGCCAGAGAAAUUUUGUGUUAACUGUCUGCAUUCAUUGACAUGCAAAUCAUUCAAGGAAGGAAGAAAAGUUGGAACAUCUGAAUUUGUACAUUGAUUAAGAAGCAAAGUAUUCUUAGACUUCUUCUGCUUCUUGUUUUGUCCUAAUAAAUUUUGUUAUGUACAUCAUUGCUACAGUUUAUUUUAUAGUUUGGACUUCCAGUCCUGUUAAAAUGCAUGUUUGUUGGUUUGAGUUACUAAUAGAUUGUGAAGUUGAUGGUUGUGACUAUGGGUGUAUCAUGUAUUCAUGUAUGUGACAGGCUCAGAGACGGUGCAUAAGAAUUUAGAUCUGUAGUAUGGUUUGUUCAAAGUAAGAAAGUUUAGCCAUUUGUUUA